AUGUCUAACCCUAAGGUCUUUUUCGAUGUCUCUGCUGAUGGCCAACCUGUUGGUCGUAUCGUCAUGGAAUUAAGAGCUGAUGUUGUUCCCAAGACUGCUGAAAACUUCCGUGCUCUCUGUACUGGUGAAAAGGGUUUCGGUUAUAAGGGCUGUAUCUUCCACCGUGUUAUUCCUGACUUCAUGCUCCAAGGUGGUGACUUCACCAACCACAACGGUACUGGUGGUAAGUCUAUCUACGGUGCCAAGUUCGCCGAUGAAAACUUCACUCUUAAGCACACUGGCCCCGGUCUCCUCUCCAUGGCCAACGCUGGUCCCGGUACCAACGGUUCUCAAUUCUUCAUCACCACUGUCAAGACUGCUUGGUUGGAUGGUAAGCACGUUGUCUUUGGUUCCGUUGUUGAAGGUUUGGAUGUUGUUAAGAAGAUCGAAUCUUUCGGUACUGGCUCUGGUCGCACUACCAAGAAGGUUAUCAUUGAAGACUGUGGUCAACUCUAA
Messenger RNA from Gilbertella persicaria, 495 nucleotides. Its product is annotated as cyclophilin-like domain-containing protein. Bases 1 to 495 code for a protein of 164 amino acids. The transcript is spliced from 3 exons. Gene Ontology annotation, biological process: protein folding; protein peptidyl-prolyl isomerization. Gene Ontology annotation, cellular component: intracellular membrane-bounded organelle. NCBI's taxonomy places the organism in Eukaryota, Fungi, Mucoromycota, Mucoromycetes, Mucorales, Choanephoraceae. The record is from RefSeq and is a predicted model, not a curated record. Gene Ontology annotation, molecular function: peptidyl-prolyl cis-trans isomerase activity.